AUGGCGGACUCUACCCCCACAAAGCCAAAGUCUGUUCUCGCCGAGCGCUACCAAGUGCCCUCUGAGCAACUCACCGACGGCGAGGUGACCCUUCGCCGGUGGCACCUCCCCGACGCGCCCGCCCUCCUCGCCGCCGCCUCCGCCUCCCUGCCCGAGCUCCAACGCUGGAUGCCCUGGGCCGCCCACGGCUACACGCUCGACGACGCGACCAGCUUCCUGCGCGUCGCCGUCGCCGACUGGGACGCGGGCCGCGGCUACAACUACGCCGUCGUCGUGGACGGCCGCGUGCUCGGGUCCUUUGGGCUCAUGGAGCCUGCGAGCGGCGCGGUGGGCGUGGGCAUGGGGUACUGGCUCGCGACGGAGGCGACGGGCCGAGGGCUGGCGACGAGGGCGGCGGGGAUGCUGACGCGGGCCGCGUUUGAGUGCGGCGCGGAGCUGGUGCAGAUCUGGCACCGGGUGGAGAACGCAAGGAGCCGCGCGAUACCGGAGAGGUUGGAGUAUCGGUUCGUCGGCGAGCGCGAGGACCUGCAGAUCUCGGAGCGUGGAGCAAUGGGCCUCUGGCAAAAGGAUAAGCCAGAGGCGUAG
Messenger RNA from Cordyceps fumosorosea ARSEF 2679, 585 nucleotides. RefSeq names its product acetyltransferase. Lineage: Eukaryota; Fungi; Ascomycota; Sordariomycetes; Hypocreales; Cordycipitaceae. Bases 1 to 585 code for a protein of 194 amino acids. Gene Ontology annotation, molecular function: protein N-terminal-serine acetyltransferase activity; protein-N-terminal-alanine acetyltransferase activity. The transcript has a single exon. The record is from RefSeq and is a predicted model, not a curated record. Gene Ontology annotation, cellular component: cytoplasm.